Messenger RNA from Impatiens glandulifera, 2010 nucleotides. RefSeq names its product probable protein phosphatase 2C 55. The record is from RefSeq and is a predicted model, not a curated record. The transcript has 6 exons. Lineage: Eukaryota; Viridiplantae; Streptophyta; Magnoliopsida; Ericales; Balsaminaceae. The coding region runs from base 272 to 1792 and encodes 506 amino acids.
UUUACUAAUGGUAAGUUACUUUCUGGUUGACCUAAUUCGACGUUUAGGUUGUCAAUUUUAGUGUGGUAGAGAAAGAAAGUUAGGAGUUACAGAGAUUUAAAGGCUAGUGUUUGCGCGGCUCUCACCUAACUCAAAGGAUAUCAGUUCCGUCGCCAUCUUCGAUCAGCGAAAUUGAAGGUUUGCUAAAAUUAGGUGGUGGGUGGAAGAGUUAUGAAAUUAUACUUUAGAAUCCUGAAUAAGUUGAUUCAUAUAUUCUAUUUGAAAGCAUAAGAUGCCACAAUAUUAUUUCUCUCAUCUGAGUGUAGCACUCAAGCGAGGAAUCCAAAGGUCGGUGGCUGCAGGUCAAGAAGGUGGUAUUCAAGAAUCAUUCAGAUUUCUUUUUGGACAAGGAAAACUGUUUGGGAAUCGGAAGUUGCUUCAUUCUUUAGCUUUUUCAGUUUUUGGUGAUAUGCAGCAUGUGGUUAUUCGACCUGGAAAUGUUUUUGUUUCUCGAUCAAAUCUACAGUUGAUUAAUAGUAGAAGGAAUAUUUCAGUUCUUGGACCACUUUAUCGUACAUUCUCUAUUCCUUUGGCAUCUGGACCUUCAUUUGAGGUCUGUGGAAUUCACACUGAGAAUUCUAAAAACUCAGAGAAAUCAGUAAUGGCUGUGAUUGGUUCAAGAGCUAUAUAUCACGAUUGUUCGUUAAACAAUUGGACUUCUGAAAUCAGACAACUCCCAGCCUCAGCCAAUAAGCCUGCUUCUUGUAGAUACAAUGGAACAUUAGAAAGUUGCAGGGAAGCUAGGAUGUGUUUGCAAAAUAAGAGACAAUCAAAUGAUUUGUCGAUUUAUGGGUUCUUCAUAUGCAACUUGAUUGGAAGAAAAGACAAUAUCCUUCCUGGCUUGAGAUUUGGAUUGGCUAGAUACUAUAACUCCUUGAGUACGUGCUCAUCUGCUGGUACAGCUUCUGAUAUGUCUUUUGAUAACUCUCUGGAGGAACAACUAGCAAUCCCUGGAAUUUCUUCUGAUGGGGAUGAGAUGGCUGGUAGAAAAUUGAAGUUGAUUUCUGGAUCGUGUUAUUUGCCUCAUCCUGAUAAAGAAGCAACUGGAGGAGAGGAUGCUCAUUUCAUUUGUACCGAUGAACAAGCAAUCGGUGUAGCUGAUGGAGUUGGAGGUUGGGCUGAUCAUGGAGUUGAUGCUGGGCUAUUUGCCCGAGAAUUGAUGUCUCAUUCAGUUGAUGCAAUAAGAGAAGAGCCAAAGGAUUCUAUAGAUACCUCUAGGGUCUUGGAGAAGGCUCAUGCAAGCACAAGAGCUGAUGGAUCUUCAACUGCUUGCAUUGUCGCGCUUACAAAACAGGGUCUACAUGCCAUUAACUUGGGAGACAGCGGUUUUGUAGUGGUUAGGGACGGAUGUACUGUUUUUCGAUCGCCAGUACAGCAACAUGAUUUCAAUUUCACAUACCAAUUGGAGAGUGGAAAUAGUGGUGAUCUCCCUAGCUCUGGUCAGGUGUUCACGAUUCCUGUUGCAUCGGGUGAUGUUAUAAUUGCUGGUACGGAUGGGCUUUUCGACAAUCUGUACAACAAUGAAGUAACCGCAAUAGUGGUUCACGCAGUUCGAGCAGGCUUAGGGCCUCAGGUUACAGCUCAGAAAAUUGCUGCACUUGCCAGACAACGAGCACAGGAUAGAAAUAGACAAACACCUUUCUCAACCGCUGCACAAGAUGCUGGCUUUCGUUACUAUGGUGGCAAGCUAGAUGAUAUCACAGUUGUUAUCUCCUAUAUUACAACCGACACCAAUGAAACCGAGGAAAGUUGAUGAGCAAUAUAAGAUGUAGAGUUGAGAAAUCGACAUGAAAUGAAUUAGACAAAACAAUGGAGGGUGGAUGGUUGCUUCUUUGGGCCAAAUGGGUGUAAAUAGAUUUGAAGAGUGGUUGGUUACUUGGUUUGGUUCAAAAGCUUCACUUGUUUUAGUAUAAACCAAUUUGCCCACCAUCUAUUACUCCUAUUUAAGUUUAAAAUCAUACUUUUAAUCAC